UGUAGCAAAUCAUCCUGUGUGUUGGGACAGCAGUGACCUGUGGGAAGCUGAUAAAUUGAAGGGAGGCAGCUGGAGCGACACGACACGACACCACUGACAGAAGGAGCAUGCUCAGAGUACUGGAAUAGGUAGUUAGUCUGCAGAUGGUGUUCUGUUUGGUGCUCAGACAGCUGCUACCACGCAUUCACAAUCUCAGUAAAAUAAAAGAAAGAGAGAAAAAAGCACGGAGUGUGCUGGACUGUGAAAGAACUGAAGAUUUGUUUUCUUAAAAUGGAGAGUAGUUAAGCCUUGAAAUGGCUUGAUGAUUUGUCCUUCAGAGAGGCUGAUAUUAUAUAUGUGUAUGUAAGUACAUUUGAAAGUCUACUACAGAAGAAAACCUUUCGUGGGUUACGGAAAUUGUACAAUCCCAGAAUUAAUGUAAUGCUUUGUUAGGGGACUGCUCUGAGGACCCUUUUCAACCAAGACCCAGGAGCAACUACACAGUUACAGAGAGACAGCAGAAAUGAGAGUUAUUCAGUUUCAGAAAUGAGGGUAAUUCAGAUUCAGGAAAAUCCUUCCUAUAAGAAAGCCAUUGUUACGCAGUAUUUAUUGGUGGUUUGAUUGAAGAGGAUGUCUGAUCAUCAUUUUGUGGUAUUUUCAUGUCGUAGUACAAAUUAAUAGCUGCAGAAUGAACAUAGCAGCAGUCUUCAAUGCUUUGCUUGUGUCUGUUCUUGCAGCUGUGCUGUGGAAGUAUGUCAAAUUGCGAGAACAUGUUGCUGUAGUUGAAGAAGAGCUUAUCCUUACCCGUCAAUCUCAGGAGCUUUCUCAGGUUCGCAUUGAUUAUCAUGGCGCAUUACAAGCUCUGAUGGGAGAUGGUACCAGAAUGGUAUGCACAGGCAGGAUGCAUACUGACCGUAUCUGUCGAUUUAACUCUCUUUGUUACUCCACUGAAGCAAAUGAGUUUAUAUUUUUUCAUAGUAAUGCUUCCAUCAUGCUGCCAAGUCUGGGUUCACGAAGAUUUCAGCCUGCUCUCCUCGAUCUGUCUUCAGUGGAAGAUCACAAUACUCAGUACUUCAAUUUUGUUGAACUACCAGUUGCUGCCUUGAAAUUCAUGCCAAAACCAGUUUUUGUGCCAGAUGUUGCACUGAUUACAAACCGGUUUAAUCCUGAUAAUCUCAUGCAUGUUUUCCAUGAUGACCUAUUCCCUCUGUACUACACAAUGCAGCAGUUCCCAGACUUGGAUGCUGAGUCUCGCCUAGUUUUUAUGGAGGGCUGGAAUGAAGGUCUGCAUUUUGAUCUGUACAAGUUGCUUAGCAAUAAGCAGCCUCUUCUGAAGCAACACCUAGGCACACUUGGAAAGCUGCUAUGUUUUACCAAAUCUUAUGUGGGGUUAUCCAAAAUGACAACUUGGUACCAGUAUGGGUUUGUUCAGCCACAGGGCCCUAAGGCAAACAUACUAGUUUCUGGCAAUGAAAUCCGGCAGUUUACAAGGUUCCUGCUAUCAAAGCUGAACAGGAGUUCUGAAGCCAUUCCUACUGAUGAAUACAUUGUCAUUUUCAGCCGUACAGUGAACCGACUUAUUCUGAAUGAAGCUGAACUUAUUCUGGCACUUGCACAGGAAUUUAAUAUGAAAACAGUUACAGUAUCGCUAGAUGAUUACUCUUUUGGUGAUAUAGCACACCUCAUCAGCAAUGCCUCCAUGCUGGUCAGCAUGCAUGGGGCCCAGCUUGUGACUGCAGUCUUUUUGCCUCCAGGUGCCAUGGUGGUAGAACUCUUUCCAUAUGGUGUAAACCCUGACCAUUACACUCCUUACAAGACUCUAACAGCUUUACCUGGCAUGGACCUUCACUAUGUUGCGUGGCGCAAUACUAAAGAGGAAAAUACAUUUACAUUUCCAGAAAGGCCUUGGGACCAAGGGGGGAUUUCUCACUUGGACAAGACAGAACAAGAGCGCAUAAUGAAAAGUCAGGAAGUUCCUCGACACCUUUGUUGUCGCAAUCCAGAAUGGUUGUUCCGCAUUUAUCAGGACACAAUAGUAGAUAUCCCUUCCCUUAUAGAUAUUAUCAAGAAAGGAAUAAAGUCAAAGCCUGGUCGGAAAAAGCAAAAGUAUACCAACAGCCUUUAUCCUGGGAAGGUCAGAGAUGCAAAAUGUGAAACAUCUGUCCAGGGUGCUGAUGAGGCCAAGCUGUCAGUAUCCUGGCAAAUACCAUGGAAUCUCAAGUACCUGAAGGUCAGAGAAGUGAAAUAUGAGGUAUGGAUACAGGAACAGGGAGAAAAUACCUAUAUGCCCUACAUGUUGUCUCAUCAGAAUCAUACUUUCUCUGAAAAUAUCAAACCAUUUACAACCUAUCUAGUUUGGAUCAGGUGCAUCUUCAAUAAAACAUUGCUUGGUCCUUUUGCAGAUGUACUUAUGUGCAGCACAUAGUGCUUUGCUCAGCCUUGUAAGCUAGAAGAGAGUAAAUAGCAACAUCUCCAGUGCCUCAAGUGUUCAUCUGACAGCUGGAUGCAUUGCUGCAGUCGGACCAUGCUAAUUGCAGUCAUUUCAAAUACAAUUUGUAUUUAGGUUGUGCAUUCUACUGAGCUAAGUUAAGCUGAAGACUGUUGUAGUCAAGGAAGAGGAGCUUAUUCUGGUCACAUUGAAGACAAAGACUGCCACAUGUAAUUCAUUCAAAAUGUUUUACAUCAACUGUACUUUUGACAUAGGUGGUUUUGAAGUCAAAUCAUAGUACUGCCAAGUGAAAAUAAGAGAAGUUUCAUAGAUCAAGUGCAAGAAUUACAUGGAUCCAUUUGGCGUUAGAGCAAACUGUCACUAUUUCAGAAUAUUUCUGUAAAACGGCUUUAGGUAUGAUUUAUUCAGUUACUUUAAAAGGUUGGUUUUCAGAGCAGGACGUAGCACACUGUUUCACUGUAGGAGAUGAGCUGUUUAAAAUCACAUAAUGGGGAUGACUAUGAGCAACAAUGUUUGCAGGGUUGGAUCAAAGGUUACAGGAACAAAAAAUCCACUAUCAAAAAUGGUGGCAUUAUAUAAAAUACUAAAUAAGACUUGUGGUUACAUCAUGGUAAAUUCUUCUCACCUCUGCAGUGUAUUGGAAUCUUGGCAUUUUCAUAAACUUAUAGUCAUGGUAUCCUUGACUUCUAUUAGAACUGUACAUCUCUACAUGUAGAGUUUAUUGUUAAAUUUGGUAGUAUUAUGACAUUUUUUCCAGGUAAAACUUGUUAACCAUAUUAUCCUGCUGUAUAUUCAGCAGUGCUGAAGACAUGUGCAGUUUCUGUUUUAUACUUUUACUGUAGUUAUUUAUUGUUGCUAAGCUGUUUGAUCAUAAAAGUGUAUGAGAAGAAAACA
Molecule: messenger RNA, 3322 nt
Organism: Protopterus annectens (West African lungfish)
Lineage: Eukaryota; Metazoa; Chordata; Ceratodontiformes; Protopteridae
Gene: POMGNT2
Product: protein O-linked mannose N-acetylglucosaminyltransferase 2 (beta 1,4-)
Exons: 3
Coding region: 668-2404 (578 amino acids)
Biological process (GO): protein O-linked glycosylation via mannose
Cellular component (GO): endoplasmic reticulum
Molecular function (GO): protein binding; protein O-acetylglucosaminyltransferase activity
Source: RefSeq, a predicted model, not a curated record